AUGUCAGCCCCCAUGUCGAUUGUUUGCCGCAAGCGAUUCUCCUCAGGCAAUGAGGAUGCUUCUUCCGACGAUAGCUCAAAAAAACGUGCAAGGUCGAGCUCCCGCACUCGGGAAGCCAACCAGAACCAGUUCAACGACGUGGAUCCGUUCAAGAUGAACAAUAUCAAGCAGCUUAUCAACGACGUUGCCGAGAAGAUCGAGAAAAGCCGUCAUGUCAACGGUAGCCAAACUUCCGAGGAGGCCAUGAGCCUCGGCUCCCCGUCCUCUCACACUUCCACCAAAUCCAUCACCUCCGGCCAGGUCGACUUUGGCUUUGGCGUCGACACCAGUGGCGAUGCCUUCACUUUCGAUCAAAGGCCCGUCUAUAAAGAGUUGGCUGAGUUGCUCGCCACUUCGCCGAGAGCUCGUAGCGCUUCUCCGUCUCCAGAACCCCUCCAGAAGAAACGCAGUAGAACCCAGAAGCGCGCCGAUGCCUUGCGUCGGCAAAAAGCCAGACAACAGGCUGAGAAGCAAGCCAGCCAGGCCGAGGCAGUCAACCAGGCCGUGGCAGCCCCAGAAGCCGCGAAACGCAGCAGGACCCAGAAGCGAGCCAAUACCAAGCGCCGACAGAAGAUGAGAGAGCAAGAUGAGAGGCAAGCUAAGCAAGCCGAGGCAGCCAAAGAAGCCGAAAAGCUCAGACAAGCCAAGAAGCUCCAGAAAAAGCUCAACGCCAUUGCGAACAACAGCAUCCCGCUGCCGCCGCCGUCACCGGUGUUGAUGCAGUUGGACGCACAGAUGGAUGAGGAUGUCGAAGCCUGGAGUGUCCGCCUCCAGAAUGAGCUCAUCGAGGCCAAGGCUGAAAUGUUGUCGAUGAAAAGGACCAAUGACUUCCUCAUGGCCCAGGUGCAACAUUUGCAGGCGAAGGCGGACAGUCUCACGGAAGCCAAUCAGGCUGCGCUGCGGGAGAUGCAGGCUGUUCGUACCGCUGCCGCACAAACUCUUGACAGCGGUCCGGAAAUCACCAUUGAAGACAUGGAGCGUCGAAUUUUGAACGGCAUCACGGCCGAGGUGCCACCGUCGCCGCUCUGA
This is a messenger RNA of Neurospora crassa OR74A, 1068 nucleotides long. RefSeq lists its product as hypothetical. NCBI's taxonomy places the organism in Eukaryota, Fungi, Ascomycota, Sordariomycetes, Sordariales, Sordariaceae. Bases 1 to 1068 code for a protein of 355 amino acids. The record is from RefSeq and is a predicted model, not a curated record. The transcript has a single exon.